CCCCGACUCGCCUUCCCGUUGCAUUUCGCGUCGGAUCAACGAGCAUCCAUCCAACCGCGCUUCCGAUUUUCCACCGAGCACGCACGCGAGGGGAGGAAACCGCGGGGCGUGGCGCGGUGCGGGCUGUGUCAAUGAGCGGGGGGCGGGAGGAGGAGGAUGAGGAGGAGGAGGCGGAGUACGGGCCGAGGUACGUGAGGAUGCCGCAGGAGCCGGAGGGCGACGCCGCGGCGGCGGUGGCGUCUUUCCGGCUGCCGGAGUCGGCGCGGGCGUUCGACGAGCUGCCGCGGGCGAGGAUCGUCGGGGUGUCGCGCCCCGACGCCGGGGACAUCACGCCCAUGCUGCUCUCCUACACCAUCGAGGUCCAGUACAAGCAGUUUAGGUGGCUUCUAUAUAAGAAGGCAUCACAGGUUCUAUAUCUACAUUUCGCGUUGAAAAGGCGUGCAUUUCUUGAGGAAUUCCAUGAGAAACAGGAACAGGUCAAGGAGUGGCUUCAAAAUUUGGGAAUCGGGGAGCAUAUGCCAGUUGUGCAUGAUGAUGAUGAAGCGGAUGAUGUGCAUUUUCCUUCACAGCAUGAUGAACACUCUGUCAAAAAUAGAAAUGUCCCCUCAAGUGCUGUUUUGCCUGUCAUCCGUCCAGCUCUUGGUCGUCAGCAAUCUGUUUCUGAUCGUGCAAAGGUUGCCAUGCAAGAAUACUUGAACCAUUUCUUGGGAAACUUGGAAAUUGUCAACUCAAGAGAGGUUUGUAAAUUUUUGGAAGUCUCUCUGUUAUCAUUUCUACCAGAAUAUGGGCCAAAGCUAAAGGAAGAUUAUGUUACAGUUGGACACUUACCAAAAAUUGACAAUGAUAGUAAAGACAGAUGCUGUUUGUGUGGAUGUUUUAGUUUCUGCAACAGUAACUGGCAGAAGGUUUGGGCUGUACUGAAGCCAGGAUUUUUAGCUUUGCUCCAAGAUCCAUUUGAUCCAAAGCUUUUGGAUAUAGUUAUCUUUGAUGUAUCACCUCACAUGGAUAGAAAUGGAGAAUGCCAGAUUGCUCUAGCAAGAGAGAUCAAGGAACGUAAUCCAUUACACUUUGCAUUUGAGGUGUCUUCUGGGGGGCGGACAAUAAAUUUGAGAACAAGAAGUUCUGCUAAAGCAAAAGAUUGGGUAUCUGCAAUAAAUACCGCUCGACGACCCCCAGAGGGCUGGUCUCACCCACACCGUUUUGGUUCAUUUGCACCACCUAGGGGUUUGACUGAAGAUGGUAGUGUUGUACAAUGGUUUAUUGAUGGUCAAUCUGCGUUUAAUGCUAUUGCUUCUUCAAUUGAGGAAGCCAAAUCAGAGAUAUUUAUCACUGACUGGUGGCUGUGCCCAGAAUUGUAUCUACGGCGUCCUUUCCACCAUCAUGAAUCCUCUAGACUUGAUAUUCUUCUAGAAUCAAGGGCAAAGCAAGGUGUACAGAUCUACAUUCUUUUGUACAAGGAAGUUUCUCUUGCAUUGAAAAUUAACAGCAUGUACAGUAAGCGGAGGCUUUUAAACAUUCAUGAGAAUGUUAAAGUUCUGCGAUACCCUGACCAUUUCUCAACUGGGAUAUACUUAUGGUCACAUCAUGAGAAAAUUGUUAUUGUUGAUAAUCAAGUAUGCUAUAUUGGAGGUCUUGAUUUAUGCUUUGGCCGUUAUGAUACUCCUGAGCAUAUAGUUGUGGAUGUUCCUCCGUCAAUAUGGCCAGGAAAGGAUUAUUACAAUCCUAGGGAAUCUGAGCCAAAUUCUUGGGAGGACACAAUGAAAGAUGAGCUUGAUCGUACUAAAUAUCCACGCAUGCCCUGGCAUGAUGUUCAAUGUGCUCUUUAUGGUCCUGCAUGUCGAGAUGUAGCAAGGCAUUUUGUUCAGCGCUGGAACUAUGCAAAGAGGAAUAAAGCACCAAAUGAGCAAGCAAUUCCCUUAUUGAUGCCUCAACAUCACAUGGUGAUUCCCCAUUACAUGGGUAAAAUAAAAGAAACACACGAGGAAGAGAGUAAACAGACUCAUGAUGAGGAUAUUAAAGUUCAGAGGUUAAGCUCCUUGAAAACACCAGCAUCGUGCCAGGACAUUCCACUGCUUUUGCCUCAAGAGCCUGAUCACCAGGCAUUACAUAAUGGGGAUUUAGGUCUGAAUGGUUUAGAUAAUAAUCAUGAUCGUUCAGAUCACCAAAAUAAAUCCCACUGGAAACCACCAAUUCCCAACAGGAGGGCCAAGCAAGAUACUUCUCUUCAGGAUUUACAGAUGAAAGGUUUUGUGGACAAUCUUGGUUCCCCUGAUGUUUCAGUGAUUGGACAUUAUGACACCUCAAAACCAAAUAUGCGUCACAUGGAUAUGGAAUGGUGGGAGACACAGGAGAGAGGAGACCAGGUCGCUUCGGUGCUUGAUAUUGGAGAAGUUGGUCCCCGAGCAACUUGUUGUUGUCAGGUUGUUCGAAGUGUUGGUCCAUGGUCAGCAGGAACAACUCAAAUUGAAGGGAGCAUCCACAACGCCUAUUUUUCUCUCAUUGAAAAAGCAGAACAUUUUGUGUACAUUGAGAAUCAGUUUUUCAUAUCUGGUCUUUCAGGAGAUGACACAAUAAAAAACCGUGUGUUAGAAGCAUUAUACAGGCGUAUACUUAGAGCAGAAAAGGAGAAAAGGUGCUUCCGGGUUAUAAUUGUCAUACCCCUUUUACCUGGAUUUCAGGGAGGCAUGGAUGAUGGUGGAGCUGCAUCUGUUAGAGCAAUUAUGCAUUGGCAAUACCGAACCAUUUGCAGAGGGCCUAAUUCAAUACUUCAGAAUCUGUAUGAUGUGGUUGGUUCGAAAGCCCAUGACUAUAUUUCUUUCUAUGGGCUCAGGGCACAUGGCAGACUAGGUGAUGGUGGUCCUUUGGUUACCAAUCAGAUAUAUGUGCAUAGUAAGUUGAUGAUCAUUGAUGACCGGAUGACACUGAUAGGAUCAGCUAACAUAAAUGACAGAAGCUUGCUUGGAUCAAGGGAUUCUGAGAUUGGUAUGAUUAUUGAAGAUAAAGAGGUUGUCAGUUCAACAAUGAAUGGAAGACAUUGGGAAGCUGGGAAGUUCUCACUCAGCCUACGACUUUCUCUAUGGGCAGAACACCUUGGCCUUCAUCCAGGAGAGGUUAGUCAAAUUAUGGACCCUGUGGACGAUUUGACUUAUAAAAACAUCUGGAUGGGCACUGCUAAGGAGAAUACCAUGAUAUACCAAAAUGUCUUCUCAUGUGUUCCUAAUGAUCACAUCCAUUCUAGGCCCCAAUUUAGGCAAGGCUUUGCCCAUCGGAAGGAGAAAAUCGACCACACAACCAUUGACUUGGGUGUUGCUGUAGAGACAACAGAAACUCACAAGGAUGGGGACCUCGCUGGCACCGAUCCUAUGGAAAAAUUACAGGCCGUGAGGGGUCACCUCGUUUCCUUCCCUCUGGAGUUCAUGUGCCAAGAGGACUUGAGACCAUUCUUUGGCGAAAGCGAAUUUUAUACAUCCCCGCAAGUUUUCCAUUAACUUCUCUGAUCUUUUCCUCUUUUUUUUUUUAGGGUGAAUCAGCUUCAGAUCUAGUACAAAGUUUCCUAUAGGGCCUUUUUUAGGCUGUACAUUACAGUUUUUUUUUUUUACAAUUGUAGAUGUAUAUAGGCACAUAUAUCUUGUGAAAAUAGUUAAGAGAAGAAAAGCAAACAGAAAGGAGAGAGACAUUUCGGUGUAAAGUGUUGAAUCGCCCAUCACCGAGAGAACAAAACAAUAAUUUCUUGCGAAAGGAAUGUUACCGUUCGCUUCAUUCUUUUUCGCACUGCAAUUGUACGAGAGGCUGUUUGCGUUGAAACUGUUAUCUUCACUUUGUAACAGCACCAUUAUCAAUAAUGAUGUUUUUAUGAAUGGACGCUGGUGAGUAU
Oryza brachyantha (malo sina) is the source of this 3874-nucleotide messenger RNA. RefSeq names its product phospholipase D zeta 1-like. The record is from RefSeq and is a predicted model, not a curated record. Gene Ontology annotation, molecular function: D-type glycerophospholipase activity. The coding region runs from base 132 to 3488 and encodes 1118 amino acids. NCBI's taxonomy places the organism in Eukaryota, Viridiplantae, Streptophyta, Magnoliopsida, Poales, Poaceae. Gene Ontology annotation, biological process: phosphatidic acid biosynthetic process; phospholipid catabolic process; intracellular signal transduction. The transcript is spliced from 20 exons. Gene Ontology annotation, cellular component: plasma membrane.